Molecule: messenger RNA, 4915 nt
Organism: Sceloporus undulatus (fence lizard)
Lineage: Eukaryota; Metazoa; Chordata; Lepidosauria; Squamata; Phrynosomatidae
Gene: TBC1D20
Product: TBC1 domain family member 20
Exons: 9
Coding region: 1-1326 (441 amino acids)
Biological process (GO): positive regulation of GTPase activity; endoplasmic reticulum to Golgi vesicle-mediated transport
Cellular component (GO): endoplasmic reticulum membrane
Molecular function (GO): GTPase activator activity
Source: RefSeq, a predicted model, not a curated record
AUGGUGAAGCCGGAAGCCAGGGGAAAGGGGCGGAGCCAAGGGGGGAGAAAGCUGAGGGAAGCGAUAGCUAAGGCCCGAAGUCAAAGAGACGGAAGAGGGCGGCCCGGCCGGGAUGGUCCCGGCGGCGCCCGGCGACCAUGGCCCUGCGAGGCGCCGCCACCCCCGGAUGGCAACGGGAAGCGAGACUGUGAUUCAAAGAAGAAAAGGAAAGAAGCUGAGAUCUUCCAGGCCUUGAGCAGUGAUCCUGUGGAUGUGGCUGCCCUCAGGCGCAUGGCGAUCAGUGAAGGGGGUCUCCUGGUGGAUGAGAUUCGCCAGAGAGUCUGGCCAAAGCUGCUGAAUGUGAACACGGAGGACCUGCCACCUCUUCCAGGAGAGGAUCUCCGGGAGAACAACAAAGACUACCAGCAAGUGUUGUUGGAUGUGAGGCGAUCCCUCCGUCGCUUCCCUCCAGGGAUGCCAGAUGAGCAGAGAGAGGGGCUGCAAGAGGAGCUGAUCGACAGCAUCCUGCAGGUCUUGCAGCGCAACCCACAGCUGCACUACUACCAAGGCUACCAUGAUAUCGUGGUCACCUUCCUGCUUGUUGUUGGAGAGAGACUGGCAACAGCUCUGGUGGAAAAGCUUUCAACCCAUCACCUCAGGGAUUUUAUGGACCCAACAAUGGACAACACCAAGCACAUCCUGAACUACCUGAUGCCCAUUAUAGACCAGGUGAAUCCAGAUUUGCACGACUUCAUGCAGAGGGCAGAAGUGGGGACGAUCUUUGCUCUGAGCUGGCUGAUCACCUGGUUUGGACAUGUUCUCUCUGACUUCAGACAUGUGGUGCGGUUGUAUGACUUCUUUCUAGCAUGCCACCCCCUGAUGCCAAUCUACUUUGCAGCUGUGAUUGUGCUCCAUCGAUCGGAGGAGGUUCUGGCCUGUGAGUGUGACAUGGCUUCAGUCCACCACCUCCUGUCACAGAUCCCACAGGACCUUCCAUACGAGACCCUGAUCAGUCGAGCUGGAGAUCUCUUUGUGCAGUUUCCGCCAUCAGAACUUGCUCGGGAGGCUGCACAGCAACAAGCUGAGAGAACGGCAGCUUCCACCUUCAAGGACUUUGAGCUGGCUUCAGCCCAACAGCGGCCUGACACGGUUCUCCGGCAACGCUUCAGAGACCGCCUCCGUGCUGAGGAGCGGGCCAAAUCACUCUUGGCGACAAAACCAAGGACCAACCGCUUUGUCAAGCUGGCAGUGAUGGGGCUGACAGUGGCCCUGGGUGCAGCAGCUUUAGCUGUGGUGAAGAGCGCACUGGAAUGGGCACCCAAAUUUGAACUCCAAAUAUUUCCAUGACAGCUGAGGAGAAAGAUUCCCCCUCCACUAUGUCCUGCUUGAUAUGGCAGGCAAGGAUACAGCUGUGUUUGCAGAAGGCAAAUAGGGUUUUCAAAUGUUCAUUGUCCUCCCCACUCCCUCACACAACUUGCCUUAGAAACUUCAAGCAGCUCAGACUUGGCCCCUGCAUGAUGCUGCUUUCUGGCCAAAGGGCAUCAGCUUUCAUCUUGGUGUCCUCCUUGACUAUCCAGAGUCUCUCCCCUUGGGAAAGAGGGAUGUGAUUGCCUUGGGCCAUGGCAAGGCCAGAGAACCUUGAAUUUGCUGUGCUUCCUGCCCAUUUGAUGGGCCUGUAACCUGUGGAGUGAUGGAGCAGUGGCCACUUCAUAAUGUUUUUCACUACUCUGGCUGUUUGCUGAAAUCAGAGAGGAAAGAAACACUGGAUAUUUUCAGGGAAAGUGAUGCUUCUGCAAUAUUAACUGAAACAGAGUGAUGGAAGACAUCUGGGAUGUUUUCAGAGGUGUACUCCCACCACCACCACCAAAACAUUCAAUAGCCUGUGUCCUCAAAAUGUGUAACCAGGCAGGCUGUUUCUGGAAAGUCAACACUUGAGGAGCUCACUAGACUCUAGCAUUUGAAGCCUGCAAAUUGAUUCAUGUUUUCUCCAAGCUGGUGAACUAAUGAAUAUGUCUUAGAAAGGGAACAGCUGCCACCCAGCUACACUCCAAGCAACUAUUUCUGUGGACUGGGACUGAGUAGGAAACCUUGGACCAAGCGCAUGACCUUUUACACCUCAAAAUGUACUUCAGUGUCCUUUCUGUUGCCAACAUCUCACAAAAUCAGUAACAGCCAAUGGGGUCAAAACGGGCAUGAGAAGGACAUUCCUCUUGUCGUGUUUAACCUACAGGACCAAAUUAUUUGAUGUAGAAAAGCACCCUUUAAGAAGUUCUGACAUGCUUACAGAAAAGAGACAUUAUACUGCUGUAAUGAAGGAUUCUCCCAGGAACUGCUCACUAAAUCCAUACGUUAACUCUCUGUGCCCCCCUCCAUAUGCCACUACCUCUUUCCUCUGUUAAGAAAUCCUCUCACAAGUGUCCUUACUUAGUCUACACCACUGACUGUUGUUUCUUUGCUUGCCAUUGUUCCUGGCCAUUGCUAACCUAAAACAGCCUCUUCAACUGACCAGGAGCUACUUCAGAGAGAGAAAGAGAGAGACUCUUUGCUGAGUCAUGAAUGUGGGUUGCUCACUUUGUCAAGUUGGUAGCAAUGUUGGGUGCAGCAACUAUGAAAGAGUGUGAAUGAGUGGACCAUUGGAAUGUGGGACAUUGUGGUGUAAUGAACUCUUCUUAACAGCAGUGACUGAAACCCACAUUGUUCUCAUUGCCUACUCCAGAGGAAGUCAUAGUAAUCUGGAGCUCAUAAAAAUCUUGCACAGUAUAAAGCUGUAGAACUAACCAGCGCAUGCUUUCAUUCAACCCAUUGUCUUGCUGAAUUUACCUUUCAACUGGAAUUUGCAUGUGCAAGAAGGAUGACUACUAAGGAACAAAGAAGCCUUCCCCCUGUUACUUAGGGGGUCUCUAUUCUCAACAGUCCAAGACUGCCCCUGGGAAGAUCUUACACUGUCCUUCCAACUCAGGGAAGGGCUACAUUUUUGGAGCCUUUCUUCUCAAAUGGAGCAGUACAGCUUGACUGUGCUGUAGAGGAAAUCUGCCUUUCCUCAUAGCUUGUUAUAUCAGAGGCUGUGCCCUGUAACAUUUUCCUGCUGCUAGGGGUGACUGUUGGCCCAUCAGCACCAACAACUAUGGAUACGUGUGGCAUCAGAAACAUUAGGGGUGCAUGAUAGUCUUCAAAUAACAGUGUUUACCUUGAGCAGCAGCAAAAGAAAGUAGGACACAAAGUAAGAUCUCCUAUGUUUCCUGAGAUGUUCUUUAGGGCACCUCUUGAAGGACAGGGGUAUAGGGGAAUGCCAGAUGCAAAGAUGGCUAGAGCUCUUCUGUGGGUGGACAGCACGGAAAGGGAGAAAGAUAGGAAAUUUUUCACUAAGCACUUUAUGAAAAAAGAGGAUAACCAAGAGGGAGAAAUGCCUGCCCCUAUUGGGGAUUUUCUUGUAGUAUAACAUAGCCCCUUCACAUUUGUAGCAGCUCACUUUAUGAAGCCUUGGGGUGGUCCUGGAAGAAUAGACUAUGAUGGCUGCAGCCUGGGACAGAACCUUGCUGUACCAUUGCCUUGGGCAACAGACAGCAGAGAAAGGUUAACUCUGGGCACCUCACCUCCUUUGUGGUAGUUUCCCUGACUUAGUAAAACGGACUGAGUUGCUUCCUCCAUCUGUCCCAUGAUGACCCAACAUUAGCAGAAAAUUAGCACAUCUAAAAAGUACUGCUUGACUAGGUAGAAGGAAAUGAAAUUUGUGCAGCUGUGGGAAGAGGAAGCUCUUUUCAUGUUUAACAUCUUAUUAGGGUGAAGUCCUUCAAGCUAUCUUAUACAAUCAGCAGAGUCCCACAACUGAUUUUCCUCCACUUGGGGGUUUGAGUGUUCUGUGUAGAAAGGAAAGCAAAAUAAAAGGUAGCAGCAUUUUCUGGAGAAGAAUCUCCCCACCCCCCCCCCCGCGUUUUUUUUUUUUUUUUUUCCUUCUUUCUCUAGGGUGGACUCCAGAGUUCAGGAAGACCUUUUCUGUUUCUUGGUUUUGCUGAUUCUUCAAAUUCAUCCUUAUUAGUUAAGUACAGUUUGGCUGUGCAUUUGGUGAAACUCUGCCUGUGAGAACAAAGUUAAUUGAAAGACCAUAAUAAGCUGAAGCCAAAGGGGCUGGAGGGAGCCCAGUUAGCAUGGCAGAUCUCUAUGAUCGGUGCAGAUCAGAGAUGAACUGUAAGCCACACACCUGCUCCCUUGCAGUUCCCCUUUACAGGCUGAUGAACUGCCAGCCUUUGUGGCCAGCUGUAACAUGGUGUAUUAUGCUCAGGGUGACUGUAAAAUCCACAAAGGCGGUGCCUGCCAGCUUUCAUCAUGAACGAAGAAUGUGGGGUGUCCAGCCUCAUGAGCCCCUGAAGUCAUCCCUUAGUAGUCAGUUGAAUAGCUACUGUGACCCACCCUCUAACACUGGGCAUGUAUAGACUGCCUUGUUGCACUUGUACGUACUUCUGCCAAGACAGAUGCAAAUUGCCAGUCCUAUAAGGUGUCCCACCAGAUGCUUAAAUUGUUCCUGUUUGUGCAAUCCCACACAGGCGCCAAGUCCAGAAUGGGCCACUAUAUGUGGCUUUUUGGAUGGACUUAGUCACAAAUCAGCCCUAACUGUUACCAACUCCCAAUAAAUAUGACGACAAAGAGCAUUCUGUAUUUCAAAAGGGAGCCUUGAAGUCUGUCAAGGCAGGAGAAAAUCUAGGGUUCUGGCAAACAGAACAGUUACAACUGUUACUCGGGGUAGGUAGUAGAUCAGGGGUUCUGCAGCAAAAAAAACUGAUUUCUUUUUCCAUCCUUGAGGAAACCAACUGCCCACCCUCUGAUGCAGAAGAGUGUUCUUCGAUGGUUUAGCAGCGUGUAAAGGUUAUACAUAUAUGUGUAAAUUCCAAAUUUGUACUGGCAAUUGUGUAAAAAUAAAUGCUUUAUCCACUUACUAAAA